Molecule: messenger RNA, 3254 nt
Organism: Diceros bicornis minor
Lineage: Eukaryota; Metazoa; Chordata; Mammalia; Perissodactyla; Rhinocerotidae
Gene: P2RX3
Product: purinergic receptor P2X 3
Exons: 12
Coding region: 203-1396 (397 amino acids)
Biological process (GO): response to ATP; monoatomic cation transmembrane transport
Cellular component (GO): nuclear inner membrane; plasma membrane
Molecular function (GO): extracellularly ATP-gated monoatomic cation channel activity; purinergic nucleotide receptor activity; ATP binding
Source: RefSeq, a predicted model, not a curated record
UGGCAGCCUAGAGUGUCAAGAGCAGAGAGAGCCUGGGCACUGGGUUAGGACUGCCUGACUUAAAGAAGCAGGAUCCCCAUUCCUCAAGCCCCUCUAAGCUGCCCCCUCCAGGCCUUGAUCUCUAUCUCCCCAUCCUGAGGACCUCUCCCUCCUGAGGCCGCCACUGGGUCUCUCCUGAGUAGCCUCUGAUCAGUCUCUCAGCAUGAACUGCAUAUCAGAUUUCUUCACCUACGAAACCACCAAGUCAGUGGUUGUGAAGAGCUGGACCAUUGGGAUCAUCAACCGAGCAGUUCAGCUUCUGAUCAUCUCCUACUUUGUAGGGUGGGUUUUCUUGCAUGAGAAGGCAUACCAGGUGCGGGACACAGCCAUUGAGUCCUCGGUGGUAACCAAGGUGAAGGGCUUUGGACACUAUGCCAACAGAGUCAUGGACGUGUCUGACUAUGUGACCCCACCCCAGGGCACUUCUGUCUUUGUCAUCAUCACCAAGAUGAUUGUUACGGAAAACCAGAUGCAAGGAUUCUGCCCAGAGAGCGAGGAGAAGUACCGCUGUGUGUCAGACAGCCAGUGCAGGCCCGAGCGCUUCCCGGGUGGGGGGAUCCUCACUGGCCGCUGCGUGAACUACAGCUCUGUGCUCCGGACCUGUGAGAUCCGGGGCUGGUGCCCUGCUGAGGUGGACACGGUGGAAAUGCCCGUCAUGAUGGAGGCUGAGAACUUCACUAUUUUCAUCAAGAACAGUAUCCGUUUCCCCCUCUUCAACUUUGAGAAGGGAAACCUCCUUCCCAACCUGACAGCCGCCGACAUGAAGACAUGCCGCUUCCACCCUGACAAGGCCCCCUUCUGCCCCAUCUUGCGGGUGGGGGAUGUGGUCAAAUUCGCGGGGCAGGAUUUUGCGAAACUGGCCAGCACGGGCGGAGUUCUAGGCAUUAAGAUCGGCUGGGUGUGCGACUUGGACAAGGCCUGGGAGCAGUGCAUCCCCAAGUACUCCUUCACCCGACUUGACAGUGUUUCUGAGAAGAGCAGCAUCUCCCCAGGCUACAACUUCAGGUUUGCCAAGUACUACAAGACGGAGGAUGGCAGUGAGUACCGCACGCUCCUGAAGGCUUUUGGCAUCCGCUUCGAUGUGCUGGUGUACGGGAAUGCUGGCAAGUUCAACAUCAUUCCCACCAUCAUCAGCUCCGUGGCAGCCUUCACCUCUGUAGGAGUGGGGACUGUCCUCUGCGACAUCAUCCUGCUCAACUUCCUCAAGGGGGCCGACCAGUACAAAGCCAAGAAGUUUGAGGAGGUGAAUGAGACAAUGCUGAAGGUCGCUGCCUCGGCCAACCCAGUGUUCCCCAGUGACCAGACCACGGAGGAGAAGCAGUCCACAGAUUCGGGGGCCUACUCCAUCGGCCACUAGGGCCUCUUCCCGGGGCCUCAUGCUCACCCUUGGGCUCCAGGCUUCCCAGUAGGACACCCUACCUGGGCAAGGGGGGUUGGGAGAGGAGAGGGGCUCUCAUUUCUGCUGCUCAUCCCGUGAGGCCACAGCCGGGACCCAGCUAUCUGGGCCUCCCAGUGCCCUGACAAACCGGUGGUCCUCCUGCUAAGACCUCAAUCUCACCUUCACCCCGUCUGCUUCCCAAGACCCCCAGGGCAGUAGCACCUGAGUCAUCCCCCUUCCAAAGAGUAGAAAUAAUAAUAGUAAUAAUGAGUGGCCACAGGGCCUACCAUGUGCCAGACACUCUCACAUACAUUAUCUUAUUUAAUCCUUAGAAUAAUCCUAUGUGGUAGAUAUUAGUUCCCCUGUUAUGAAGAUACACUGAGGCUCGGAGAGACAGAGUCAUUUGCCCAAGGCCACACAGCCAGGAAGCGAGAGAGCUGGGAUUUAAACUCAGGUCUACCUCCAUCGCCCACACGCCACAAGAGAAGAAUGAACUCCAGGGGGUAUCUGCCCUGCUGCUUCAGCCUCCUCCACUCUGACCAUGAUUAGGUUCAACUGAAUAAAGAGUAAGCCCCGGGCUUUGCCAGGAACUCAGGCAGACCCCAUUUUAGAGGAGACCAGUUAGACGGUGGUGCAAAGUCUCGUUGCCUGACUUGGAUGGGUCCCAAAUUCACAAGGAAACAGGAGGCAUGACUCAGUGAAUUUGUCUUACUUCACCCACAGCUCUGUCCCCAAACCAGGGCAGGGGCCAUUCUUGUUCUCCCUCUGGGGCCCUCACACAUACUCACAGCCAUCUGGGGCCCUCACUCUGGAAGCCAGAGUAGGCUACCCCCAGGGUGGCGUGAUUCCCGGACCUGGGCCCUGUUCUGGGAGCUCGGCAGUCCUCCUUUAAAACAUUGGUGAAAAGGCUCAGUGAGACCCCUUGCCCUGUGAGCAGCUGGUCAGCAGGCCUGUCUGCACAGUGUCCUAACAACGUGGUCAGUCUUCUAAUGUUGGAAACUAAAAGGCCUUAGAAACCAUCUGGUCCCACUCUCCUGUUUACAGAUGAGCAGACGGAGACCAGAGAGGGAAAUGACUUGUGUCACGCAGUGAGUGACCAAAAGGGAACCAGGUGUCCUGCCACCCAGGGAAGGAGGCAAGUACAGGAAGCUGGGAAGGCUGUUGAGAAAGCUUCAGGUCCACGCCUGCCUCCAUUUGCCCACAUCCCUUUCUCCUUCUGGGCUCUCCUCCAAUGAGAGGCCCAGAAAUCUCACCAGGGCUGAGCUCAGGAGCAGAUCCAGAUUUUAUGAAGCCUGAAGCAUAUAAAAUUUGAGGCAUCUUUUUAAAAAUAAUACAAAAUUAGGUAUUAGAAGGGGCUCAUGCAAGUGAGCAGCCCCGAAGUAUGUUUCAUUAGCUUCACAGUAAAUCUGCCUCCAGAAAAGAAGUGUGGGCAUGACCAUGAGGUCUUGGCAGACAUGAGGGCUGGCCCCUCUACAGAAGGUGUGGGGAAAGGGGGGGGCAGCUUUGGGAGUAGUUUGGGAGGAUCAAGCAGUGGGCACUUGCAAAGGCCUGACCCCAAUGAUCCCCCACAGCAGGGGGAGAAGGGGUAAAAUUCCCCCAAACAAGGCCCACCACCUCCCGACUCUGCCUUCACCCCAAGCUGCAUCCUCAGGAUGGUGGGAUAACACCUCCGCAGGGGCAGUCUCGGGCAUCAGGCAGUGUCUGGAGAUCUGAAUGGCAGAAACAUCAAUGAAGACAGCACUGUAUUCUCCAACCAGGACACCGACAGGCUUUCCAGGUGAAUCCAGCUCUCAGGAGGCUGGGCUGAGGCUGGGGUCACAGGGAUGUGAGGAGGAGA